Messenger RNA from Stomoxys calcitrans (stable fly), 891 nucleotides. RefSeq lists its product as uncharacterized. The transcript is spliced from 2 exons. Bases 1 to 891 code for a protein of 296 amino acids. The record is from RefSeq and is a predicted model, not a curated record. NCBI's taxonomy places the organism in Eukaryota, Metazoa, Arthropoda, Insecta, Diptera, Muscidae.
AUGGUGAGAAAAUCUGUAAAGAAAUACGCUGACAAUGGCUCUAAAAGUGACAAGAACAACCUUACUGAUAAUGUCGAAUGGGAUUCUAUAUAUCAGUUAAAUUCUGUGGAUGACCAAACAGCAUUUUUGCAGCAUUAUAUUAGCUUAAUAUAUAGUCAAUGUGUUCCUGAAAAAACCAUUACCAUAAAAAAUCAGCAACCCCCAUGGUUUAAUGAACAGUUACGUGCACUAAUCGAUGAAAGAAAUAUUGCAUACAAACGAUGGAAACGAUACAGAACAACACAACUGCAUGAGCGCUUUAAGUGUGCCAGGCGAAAUGUUGGGAAAAGCAUAAACGAGGCCAAAACGCUAUUCUUUCGGAAAAAAUUUCUGAAUGCUGUUAACAGCAGAUCUAAAUGGAAGGAAAUUCGUAAAAUUGGCAUAGGAGCGAAAACCAACACCAACUUUCCGCCCAAUCUAAACAUCAAUGAACUGAAUGAGCAUUUUGUAUCUGUUUGCUCUAUAUGUCCCCAUGAAAAUAUAUAUGAAAAUAUGAACACUGUACAAGUGGAAAAUCCAUUUUCCUUUUGCUGUGUAGACCAAACUGACGUUUUGAACAGCAUACUCUCAAUAAAAUCUGAUGCAACUGGAACUGACGGAAUAAAUCCAAGAUUUAUCAAAAUUAUCAUGCCAAAAUUGCUGCCAUAUGCAGCAUAUAUUUUCAAUACUGUUCUGACCAAGUCCACCUUUCCGCAUGAAUGGAAGCUCGCUAAAAUCAUACCGACUAGAAAAUCGAAUAAUGAAUACCGCCCCAUUGCAAUCUUACCGUUCUUAUCCAAAGCGCUAGAGUGCAUAAUGGCGAAUCAAAUCGAACAAUUCCUGUGCACUCAAAAUCUAUUAUCAGAAUGGUAA